Messenger RNA from Lepisosteus oculatus (spotted gar), 1149 nucleotides. NCBI's taxonomy places the organism in Eukaryota, Metazoa, Chordata, Actinopteri, Semionotiformes, Lepisosteidae. The record is from RefSeq and is a predicted model, not a curated record.
CUAAUCGAAAGAGCAAUCGAUAACAGCUUUUACAUUUUUCUCCUGAAACAUACUUCUAAAAGGAAGGAAAUCUUUGGAUCUAAUGGAGAUUAAAUCAGAACAGCGCAGUGCUGCAGGAUACUACAGCCUGCGCAGGACCAUUUUACCAAACACCCGCCUGCGCGAUUAUUGUGUGGAGAGCCGUCACCAAAGCCAGGUCUUCAACUCAAAGAAAGCCAAUGGUGGCAAUAAAGUCCUCUGGGAAUCAAUCAUGUGUCCCAGUGACCCCAAGAAUCCCACUGCCAUCAAAAUGAGACUGAAGAUGAUAAAGUCUACUGGUGCUCCUCCUCCAUCUGCAGCCAGUCCCUCCAGGUCCUCUUCUAAGAUCCUGGACCCUCCUCAAGACCCAGAUAUGUUCCAGCACAGAGGGGUGCCCAUCCAGUGUGGAACCUCUUUUGGAACAAAUGGAGAGUGUAGGAGCCAGCCAGCAAUCCCAUGGUACUGCCUUCGCACUGCAGCCCGGGAUCAGGCUGGAGACUCCAUCUCCCGCACUCACUGGACAACUGCCUACAACUCAUGUGGCUCCAUCGUCCAGGCAGAGAUGGAGAACAGACUACUGAAGGAAGCAGUGCUGCAGACGAAGCCAACACACCCGCACGUAACAGCGGGGCCGAAAGAAACUCUUGAGACAAAGAGAAACGCCCCCGUUCCCGAUUCGGCUGCCGGCCACGGCUCCCCCAGUCAUACCACCUGUAGGAGCGAUGAGCCGCUGCUCAUCCAUGGGCUGAGUGUGGAGGAGUACCGCCAGGUGUACCACUCCGUGGUGGAGCCCAUGAGGAUGAACUCCAAGGGGCGGCCCAAGCCAUAUAGCCUGGAGCUGGGCCGGCGCAUCAAGCAGAGGCUGUGGGAGGCCCUGCACUGCCCCCGCUUACAGGAGAUAGUGCACCCCGAUGGACGAGUGCAGUUCAUUAGUGUUACCACGGGGGGGCACAAGAGAUACGCACCCCAGAUUGAGGUGGACAUCAGUCAGGAGCCCCUCCCUGCCCGAAAUUCCUCAAGCCUGCCACCCCUGAAGAGAGCUAAGCACUGACCAUCCUCUAACUAAAAAGUGUCUAUUGUAUUAUUGUAUUAACUUCUCAUUAAAUUAAAAAAAUUCCUAAUCUUUAAAAA